Symphalangus syndactylus (siamang) is the source of this 1233-nucleotide messenger RNA. It is a transcript of the gene CLDN4, whose product is annotated as claudin 4. Lineage: Eukaryota; Metazoa; Chordata; Mammalia; Primates; Hylobatidae. Gene Ontology annotation, molecular function: structural molecule activity. Gene Ontology annotation, cellular component: membrane; bicellular tight junction. The record is from RefSeq and is a predicted model, not a curated record.
AGAGUGCCCUGGCAGCUGUCGUCCGGAAAGAACUGGUCUGCUCACACUUGCUGGCUUGCGCAUCAGGACUGGCUUUAUCUCCUGACUCACGGUGCGAAGGCACUCUCUGCCAACGUUAAGUCCGUCCCCAGCGCUUGGAAUCCUACGGCCCCAACAGCCGGAUCCCCUCAGCCUUCCAGGUCCUCAACUCCCGCGGACACUGAGCAAUGGCCUCCAUGGGGCUACAGGUAAUGGGCAUCGCGCUGGCCGUCCUAGGCUGGCUGGCCGUCAUGCUGUGCUGCGCGCUGCCCAUGUGGCGCGUGACGGCCUUCAUCGGCAGCAACAUUGUCACCUCGCAGACCAUCUGGGAGGGCCUGUGGAUGAACUGCGUGGUGCAGAGCACCGGCCAGAUGCAGUGCAAGGUGUACGACUCCCUGCUGGCGCUGCCGCAGGACCUGCAGGCGGCCCGCGCCCUCGUCAUCAUCAGCAUCAUCGUGGCCGCUCUGGGCGUGCUGCUGUCCGUGGUUGGGGGCAAGUGUACCAACUGCCUGGAGGAUGAGAGCGCCAAGGCCAAGACUAUGAUCGUGGCGGGCGUGGUGUUCCUGUUGGCCGGCCUUAUGGUGAUAGUGCCCGUGUCCUGGACGGCCCACAACAUCAUCCAAGACUUCUACAACCCGCUGGUGGCCUCUGGGCAGAAGCGGGAGAUGGGUGCCUCGCUCUACGUCGGCUGGGCCGCCUCUGGCCUGCUGCUCCUUGGCGGGGGGCUGCUUUGCUGCAACUGCCCACCCCGCACAGACAAGCCUUACUCCGCCAAGUAUUCUGCCGCCCGCUCUGCUGCUGCCAGCAACUACGUGUAGGGUGCCACGGCUCCACUCUGUUCCUCUCUGCUUUGUUCUUCCCUGGACUGAGCUCAGCGCAGGCUGUGACCCCAGGAGGGCCCUGCCACGGGCCACUGGCUGCUGGGGACUGGGGACUGGGCAGAGACUGAGCCAGGCAGGAAGGCAGCAGCCUUCAGCCUCUCUGGCCCACUCGGACACCUUCCCAAGGCCGCCUUCUGCUAGCAAGAACAGAGUCCACCUUCCUCUGGAUAUUGGGGAGGCACGGAAGUGACAGGGUGUGGGGGUGGAGUGGGGAGCUGGCUUCUGCUGGCCAGGAUGGCUCAACCCUGACUUUGGGAUCUGCCUGCAUUGGUGUUGGCCACUGUCCCCAUUUACAUUUUCCCCACUCCGUCUGCCUGCAUCUCCUCUGUUCCGG